Molecule: messenger RNA, 965 nt
Organism: Jatropha curcas
Lineage: Eukaryota; Viridiplantae; Streptophyta; Magnoliopsida; Malpighiales; Euphorbiaceae
Source: RefSeq, a predicted model, not a curated record
AUUCCUUGCCACCCCACCCCACAACCGCUAUAAACUACUGCAACAACCAAGAGAUAAAGAAAUUAAACAAGAAGCAAAACCCUAACCCUAGUUUGGUUUGCUCCUUUAUCGUAUUGAAUUGAUUUCAAGAUUUGUUUCUCUGCUAAAAAGCUAUGGAAGGGCAUAGUAUUAAGAAGCGAGUCAGGGAGGUCGAGUCUGAGUUGGACUUGCCUGAGGUAAAGAGAAUACGAGAUGAUUUGUUGGGUGUUCUUGAUGAAUCGGAUCCUGACCCGACUAUUCAAGAUCUUGAUUCUGUUAUGAAGAGUUUUGAAGAGGAAAUAUCCGCUUCAUCCUCUUCCCCGGUCGUUAUCGUCGAUCUGACUUCAGAUUCCGGUGACUCCCAGCCGGAUCUCGGUUACCUUCUAGAAGCAUCCGACGAUGAGCUUGGAUUACCUCCUUCCUCGGUUAAUUCUUCUGGAGAGGAGAUUAAAAAUGAAUUGGUUGCUCGAGUGGACUCAGUUGAGUUAGCUGUAAAUGGAGGGUUUUGGGGGUUUGAGGAUCAGAUAACAAGUUAUGAUUCGUUCGAAUUGGGAAUAGGUGAAAAUUAUAACACCGAUUACGCGGCGUUUGACGACGGGCUUUUCGAGUAUUCAAAUGUGUGUUUCGAUACUUCCGAUGUACCGGAAUAUCCGUUGCGGCUGGGGAACAUGACGGCCGAUUAAAUGAACAGUUUCGGCUACAAGUAACGUAAAACGAUGCCAUUACGGCCCUCUCCUGUAAAUUUUCUUAUUUUAUUUUUUAUUUAAAAAAAAAAGAGGUAAAGUGAUAUAUAAAAAUGCAGUGUAGGAGUAGAAUUGAAAAGAAGAAGGCGCGAGUGAGUAAGGAAUUGAUUCGUUUUUUUGAUGCUUGGAUUAUACAAGAGAUCGUUCACCAAUCUAUUCCUGCUAUAAUUCAUAUAAUACUGUUCACCAUUUUUUCCUUCUAAA